Messenger RNA from Magnolia sinica, 919 nucleotides. Its product is annotated as DNA repair RAD52-like protein 1, mitochondrial. Gene Ontology annotation, biological process: double-strand break repair via homologous recombination. Gene Ontology annotation, molecular function: DNA binding. The transcript is spliced from 4 exons. The record is from RefSeq and is a predicted model, not a curated record. NCBI's taxonomy places the organism in Eukaryota, Viridiplantae, Streptophyta, Magnoliopsida, Magnoliales, Magnoliaceae. The coding region runs from base 342 to 734 and encodes 130 amino acids.
UUUGUCUCUAAUUGGGAUUUCUUCAAGAUGGAUGUUUAUAAAUAUAGAUGUAGGUCUUGGUUUGAGACAUCUCUCUCUCUCUCUCACUCUUCUUUCAAGCCCUAACCUAGAGAAAUCCAUUCUCUCGAAGAAACCCUAGCUCAUCAAAUCUAGAGAUCCUAGAGUGUAUAUAGUGUUCUCUUCCCUUGUGGUUGAGAAUCAACAUUUCUUGUGGACGUUCUUUCAUUUUUGUGCAUUUUCAUACAAUAAAGAGGACUACCGUGGUUUCAUAUUUGAGGUAAUUUUGUUCUUAAAAAAUUGUAAAUUGGCAUUUUUUAUGAUAUGCUUCUGCUUAUACAAAUAUGGAACUCUUGUGUGAGAUCUCAUCCAAUCAUCUGGUGCCAUCGGUACUGCAAUCCCAUUCUUCGGCAAGAUCCGCCUUCGGCGUUAAUUGUGGAUUUCUGACAAUUCAAAUCAGGCAUAUCGUUAAUCGGAUCAUGAACUUGCAUGCCCCUGAAUGGUCUGGCGAGAUUCGAAGCAUCACUUAUUCUGCUGAUGGCAAGUCCGUAUCUGUUGUUUACCGUGUGACGCUCUAUGGGACUGAUGCAGAGAUUUACAGGGAAUCAAGUGGGACUGCUUCUGUUGACGACACGGGUUAUGCCGAUCCAGUACAAAAGGCUGAAGCUAUGGCAUUCCGUCGAGCUUGCGCACGUCUUGGGCUUGGGCUUCAUCUUUAUCAUGAAGACAUGAUGUAGAAACAAACGGUUUCCAUGGUAUGCAAUUUUGGCUUUCUUGUUUAAUCUUAUCUUAUCACAAAUGCCAUCCAUGGAAUUGAACAUCAGUAUCCCAUUUUUUGCAUGUGAACUUGGCAUGGCAUCAAUCUUUGUAUUUACACCCAUACAUAUUAUUUAAGGAGGACAAACUUAAUUUUGGUGUUGAA